UUCCUCCCCUUCAGUCUUGCAUGGGUGUAUCGGCUCCUCCCCUCCAGACUUGCACAGGUGUACCUGCUCCUCCCCUCCAGACUUGCACAGAGGUGUGUACCGGCUCAGUCUCCCCUCCAGACUUGCAUGGGUGUACCGGCUCCUCCCCUCCAGACUUGCACAGGUGUACCGGCUCGUCCCCUUCAGUCUUGCACAGGUGUAUCGGCUCCUCCCCUCCAGACUUGCACAGGUGUACCUGCUCCUCCCCUCCAGACUUGCACAGAUGUACCGGCUCGUCCCCUUCAGUCUUGCACAGGUGUACCGGCUCCUCCCCUCCAGACUUGCACAGGUGUACCGGCUCGUCCCCUUCAGUCUUGCACAGGUGUACUGGCUCCUCCCCUCCAGACUUGCACAGGUGCACCUGCUCCUCCCCUCCAGACUUGCACAGAUGUACCGGCUCGUCCCCUCCAGACUUGCACAGGUGUACCAGCUCGUCCCCUUCAGUCUUGCACAGGUGUACCGGCUCCUCCCCUUCAGUCUUGCACAGGUGUACCAGCUCCUCCCCUUCAGUCUUGCACACUUGUAGCGGCUCCUCCCCCCAGUCUUGCACACUUGUAGCGGCUCCUCUCCCCCAGUCUUGCACAGGUGUACUGGCCUUUUCCCGUUCAGUC
This is a messenger RNA of Staurois parvus, 650 nucleotides long. The record is from the annotation of a GenBank genome assembly. Lineage: Eukaryota; Metazoa; Chordata; Amphibia; Anura; Ranidae.